AUGAGUUCAUCAACUUACGCAGGCUCGCGAGCGGCGAAUCGCCCCAGCAUCCUGGAUCCUGCCCGUCCUAUUAGAGGCUUGACAAUUGCUUUCUGUUUAUGGAAAGUGCUGGUGUUCCUGGUCAUCGUCUCGUGCCCAGGAUUGGGCUACGAUACUUCCACAAGCCAUCUUUAUGAGUAUCACGAUCCCAACAGCUCUGAUGUCAUAUCAGAGGACAUCGAAGAUCUACUUCUCACCGUUCCACGGAAGUUCGUUAGGUGGGACUCUAUCUACUUCUUGCAUAUAGCUCAGCAAGGGUAUGUCUUCGAGCAAGAGUGGGCAUUUGGCUAUGGCUAUACUCAAGCCUUAGCCUACCUGACUUCCGUUCUUCAAAACCUCACCGGCUUGGGAGGAGGGGUCAUAAUAGCGAUUGAGGCGAUCCUACUCUCUCACAUUGCACACUACCUCUCCGUUCUUGCGCUCUAUAGACUUUCUGUCAAUGUGUUUGGAAACGACAGUACCACGCAACGACUCAUCUGCCUGCUGUCCUCAGCUUUACAUAUUAUCUGCCCCGCCGGAGCAUUUCUUUCGGCUCCAUAUGGAGAGUCACUGUUCUCGUUCCUGAACAUAACUGGUUUCUAUCUCUACUCUUCCGCUUACUUGGAUAACAAGAAUGGCAAGCGUCUGUCCGGCGAUUACAAAACGCUUUUGUCCGCUGUUCUGUUCUCUGCAGCAACGACUGUUCGCAGCAAUGGCAUCUUGAGCGGGAUAUUAUUCGCCUAUGACGCUUUCCUCCAGCUUCGACGGGUCGUGUCACAGAGUCUGUCAUUGAACGCCUGUGCGCACCUGCUGGUUGCGAUCGUGAGCGGUUGUAUCAUUGCUCUGGGGCUCAUUCUCCCUCAAUAUAUCGCACAUACAGCAUACUGUGGGAAUGAUUCUCAUUCCCGGCCAUGGUGCCAAUGGUAUGUUCCGAGUAUAUAUGGCUGGGUGCAAAGCCAAUAUUGGAACGUGGGUUUCCUUCGGUAUUGGAGUCUCUCGAACCUUCCACUAUUCGUUCUAGCAAUGCCCAUGCUGGCUAUACUCGGUCGCUCGUCUUUCUGGGCACUUGACAUGGCUGUCCCUUUCAUUUAUCCCAGGGCUCUCAGUGGGAUUGAUCACGCUUCAUCGUCAGCUACCACCGCCUCAUUGCUCCUACGACUGGCUGCGCCUCAGGGAAUCUUGGCCUUACUGGCCCUCACCAGCUAUCACGUCCAAAUCAUUAAUCGAAUAGCUUCAGGUUACCCACUGUGGUAUUGGUAUCUUGCGUACUUGGUUUCUGGAAACUGGGGUCAAAUUCCGCCUUCAAUUCAACACAGCCGUACGUUCACAAGUGCGGUGCAGGGAAUGGUGACAUAUGCUUUAGUGCAAGCCACAUUAUUUGGAUCGUUCCUACCACCAGCCUGA
Molecule: messenger RNA, 1422 nt
Organism: Aspergillus japonicus CBS 114.51
Lineage: Eukaryota; Fungi; Ascomycota; Eurotiomycetes; Eurotiales; Aspergillaceae
Product: DUF409 domain protein
Exons: 3
Coding region: 1-1422 (473 amino acids)
Biological process (GO): GPI anchor biosynthetic process
Cellular component (GO): mannosyltransferase complex; endoplasmic reticulum membrane
Molecular function (GO): alpha-1,6-mannosyltransferase activity; GPI mannosyltransferase activity
Source: RefSeq, a predicted model, not a curated record